GUCAGAACAGGAUCAACAACAUGGGACUUGACCCAGUUGCGCGGGACGAAGAUGCCGAUGGAGCGAUGAUGACGAUGAUGCAGAACGAGGAAGGUUCGGACGUGUGGAGAAAGCGGUUGCGUGUGCAUGACAGUGUGGACGCCCGAAACCCCUUUGGAACAUGGUGCUCGGCCCAAGUGAUCGAGGCGACGCCGCAGUCCGUUGUGAUCCGAUAUCACGUCAUGAACCCUACCUGGGACGAGCGAUUGCCUCGAGAUUCCACGCGUCUUGCGACAACUUCGACCCAUGCAAAGAACAACGACCUGCCAAUCGCCGUGGGGACGCCCGUGCACAUCUUCGACACAACCACAUGGCGAGAAGCUCACGUCACAUGCACCCGCAUCGAUCAUUUGCGCGUCUUACCUGCAGAUUCUCCCACUGACAUGUGGGUGCCGUUCACUCCGCAGUUCGUCGCUCCCUCGGAGAAGCAACACGCCCGCCGCAUCCUUCUCUCGAACUCGUGUUUCGACCAGUACGUCCAUGCCUUGCACCGGAUGAACUUGCGUCUGCACGCUGUCGAGGGCGACGGCAACUGCCUCUUCCGCGCCGUGAGCCAUCAACUGUACGGAGACGACCAACAUCACGGCAUCGUCCGUCGAUUCUGCAUGGACUACAUGGAGCUGCAGCGGCAUUUCUUCGAACCGUUCAUCGUCGGCGACGCUUCUGCGUUCGACCGCUACGUCCGGCACAAGCGACUCGACGCCGUCUGGGGCGACGAUCCUGAGCUUCAAGCGCUGUGCGAACUGUACGACCGCCCCGCCCAAGUGUUUGCGUACGAUGCCGCGGCAGGCGCCAAGCAGCUCCGCGUGUUCCACGAUACGGUCACUCGUCCGCCGAUAUGCUUGAGCUUUUACGGCGGAGGACACUACGAUUCCGUGGUCGGGCCAUCGCAUGCUUCCAACUUUGUCAGGGACGUUCCCGGGGCGUUUGAAGCGAGGAAGGUUGCGAUGAUCCAGCAAAAGCAGUGGAGCUCGGAAGAAGCCACGGUGCUCGAGGUAAGACAAAAAGUGCAUCAGGACCUUUAACGGCUGUUUUGAUUGUAGCUGUCGCGAAAAGAGUUUGGCAAGUCGGCGCUGUCGUUGGACGCGGCGCUGUGUGCUUCCGUCGAGUGUUACGAGGCCGAAGUCGCCCGCAGCGUCGACGUGGCGGAGGUCCUGACGGUGCAAGCCGAGAGCGAACUGCACCACCUCCAAAAUGAGAUGUUGCGAAGUGCCGCGCAGCAGAGCGAGGACGACCUUCUCCAAGCGGCGCUGGAUGCGUCCAUGGACCCCUACCAACAUGAAUUCGAGGCGGCGCUGGCGCUGUCGGCGGACGGACUGCAUCAAGGCAUGUACAUGGAAGGAGCGCUUGACGAAGAAGACGAAGCGAUGCAGCAAGCGAUUCAAAUGUCCAUGAUGCAGUAGUCAGGGGGAGGUGUCAAGCAUGAUUAGUACAUUACAGACACGACUAGAUGGACCUAGCUCUUGGUGUGGACACAUUAGGUCAUCGACACGUCGUCGGUCACGUCCGCCACUUCCACGGCAUCGAUCUAAUGCACAGUGAGAUGAGACAAGGAAACUGAAUGGACGACGGACAUAAGGUUGCAACGCGGAGCCUU
Messenger RNA from Aphanomyces astaci, 1636 nucleotides. RefSeq lists its product as hypothetical. Bases 21 to 1064 code for a protein of 347 amino acids. Gene Ontology annotation, biological process: protein deubiquitination. The record is from RefSeq and is a predicted model, not a curated record. NCBI's taxonomy places the organism in Eukaryota, Oomycota, Saprolegniomycetes, Saprolegniales, Verrucalvaceae. Gene Ontology annotation, molecular function: cysteine-type deubiquitinase activity; K63-linked deubiquitinase activity. The transcript is spliced from 9 exons.